Puccinia graminis f. sp. tritici CRL 75-36-700-3 is the source of this 577-nucleotide messenger RNA. RefSeq lists its product as uncharacterized. The transcript has 3 exons. The record is from RefSeq and is a predicted model, not a curated record. The coding region runs from base 56 to 514 and encodes 152 amino acids. NCBI's taxonomy places the organism in Eukaryota, Fungi, Basidiomycota, Pucciniomycetes, Pucciniales, Pucciniaceae.
CGACAGGGAACCUCAUCCUAUUCCGGCCAAGUAGUUCUCAGAGGAAGCUGGCCGGAUGGACCCGGAAACAAGCACCACACAGCCAUCCAUUCGGUCCCUAAUUUCCGGCGCUAGACUACAUACACAUUCAAGCGCAUCCAUCUUAAUUAUGCUCUCAACCUCUCAAGUCGCGUGGCUAACUGACAUUGCCGUCGAUCUGUCUCCAUAUAUGCUCCAUCAGUUGAGCUUCAACUUGGCCGCAAACAGCUCAACAGAGCAAGUUGGGCGUUUUGGUGGCAGGGUCCAUGGCACAUCGGUGGUAGCACUGGAUCCCGCAAGGUACCAGUCACCUCUGAGGUCGCCCGGCACCCCGACCGGAGGGUCUAUCUUGAAGCCAGGGAGGCAAACUUGCUAUAAGAUGCACGGAGGCAAAUGGGAGCUGGUCGGUACAGUCCCGUCACGGUUAGCUAUCGGCACGGCAGAUUCCGGUCUCCAAUCUCGGUAUAGAUUACUUGAUAAGAAGGUGAAAGACUAAACUAACCUGGUCGGUACAGUCCCGUCACGGUUAGCUAUCGGCACGGCAGAUUCCGGUCUCCAA